This is a messenger RNA of Mesorhabditis spiculigera, 3942 nucleotides long. The record is from the annotation of a GenBank genome assembly. Lineage: Eukaryota; Metazoa; Nematoda; Chromadorea; Rhabditida; Rhabditidae.
AUGUCUCGACCUGGAAAAAGCCGGGCCGAGGUUGAAGCAUACGCGGAUCAGUUGGCAAAGGAUAGGGGCCUCGGACGUGCCGAAGAAGAAGAAAAUCGCCCCAAAGAUCAGAGCAAGAUCGCCUUCGGGGCCGCCGGUGGUUAUGAUGAGGAUGUCUAUGGCACUCAGCGUGGCAAACGUAGCGAUCUCUACUCAUCAAGUAUUGGUGGUGGCGAAGAGGAUGACGAUGAUCAGGAAACUUUCGAUGUGACUCGCCCCAAGAACACUUAUGCCAAUCAACGUAAAAUGAUCGAGGAGGCGGCUCGUACGGAUGAGGAAGUCGAUCCGUUUGCUGAAACACGCACAAAGACGAUUGGUGAAAAGCAAAGUGAAUACCAAAAGCGGAUGUACAACAGGCCGAUUUCUCCGGAGCGCAUCGACCCUUUUGUUGAUCAGACUCCUCGGGCCGGUAAUCGUGGCUACGCUGAAGUCAUGAAAGAGCAGCAAUAUCUUGAAGACAAGCAAAAGCUUGACCGAGAGAUGAAAGACAAAAUGAAGGCUGGCGAGCUACGAGUUGUUGAGCCGGCUCAGAAGAAGGCCAGAUGGGAUGACAACACUCCAAGCAAAAACGAGGUGCUUGGCGCGGCUUCUACCACACCAGCUCAAUCAGGGACCGCACCGAGGAAAAGAUUGGAUAUCACCUCACUGGCUGCUGAUGCCGCUACGCCCCAGGUUCAACGUUGGGACGAGACCCCUGCUCAUGCGAAUGCCACCGACGCUACGCCAUCAGCAAAAAGUUGGGACGCCACCCCUGGCGCCCAGACACCUAGCGCAGGUACUGCUCGCCGUAAUCGUUGGGAUGAGACGCCUAGCCGUGACAAUAAUGAUUCUGGAAUGACUCCUUCCUGGGGAAUGGAAACGCCCUCGCAUGGCAUCAAGAUUGAGGACACUCCCUCUGCUUCGGUCCGGCGUUCACGCUGGGAUAUGACUCCGGCAGCUACUCCACAGUAUGGCUCCUCGACCCUAAAUGGUUCGGCGACUCCUUCAUUCACGCCCAAAAUGGAGGGCGGCGCAACCCCAUCAAUGUUGACUCCGGGUGGUUCUACACCAGUUGGUGCGGCAGCCAUGGCGAUGAAGACUCCAGCUGCUCCUAUGAUGAUGACGCCUGACCAUCGGCGUUUUGUCGACCAAGGAGUAAUGUUCACGGAUGAGGAACUCGACGCCAUGAUGCCUGAUGGGUAUGAGGUUCUGCCACCUCCGCAAGGAUAUGUCCCGCUACGGACGCAAUCCCGAAAACUUAUGGCCACUCCAACGCCAAUGCAUGGAUCUGCCGGUUCUCUGGGGUUCAUGAUGCAGGGCACGCCGGAUCGCGAAGGGCUUGGUGACAAGGGCGCUGGUGGAAUCGUCAACAACCAGCCGAAAGCUAUGGGCGAUGAAGACCUACCCGCUUUGAAGCCAGAAGACAUGCAAUAUUUCGAUAAGCUUCUGCUCGACGUCGACGAGCGCUCACUUUCGAAGGAAGAACGAAACGAGCGCGAGAUAAUGGGCUACUUGCUGAUGAUCAAGAAUGGUAUUCCUACGCAGCGUCGUCGUGGUCUGCGCAAGAUUACUCAAAAUGCACGUCGUUACGGCGCGGGUCCGUUGUUCAAUCAGAUUCUGCCACUUUUGAUGAGCCCCUCCCUGGAAGAGCAAGAACGUCACUUGAUGGUGAAGGUGAUCGACCGCAUCCUCUACAAGUUGGAUGACUUGGUUCGCCCCUACGUCCACAAGAUCUUGGUCGUCAUCCAACCGUUGCUGAUUGACGAAGAUUACUAUGCACGCGUCGAAGGUCGGGAAAUCAUUUCUAACCUGGCGAAGGCUGCCGGCCUCGCUACGAUGAUUUCUACAAUGAGGCCGGAUAUCGAUAACGUUGAUGAGUACGUGCGCAAUACUACCGCCCGUGCGUUUGCAGUCGUGGCUUCGUCGCUUGGAAUUCACGCUUUGUUGCCCUUCCUGAAGGCUGUGUGCAAGAGUAAGAAGAACUGGCAGGCUCGUCACACCGGUAUCAAAAUCGUCCAGCAAAUUGCUAUUCUGAUGGGUUGUGCUGUGCUUCCGCACCUCAAGGCUCUCGUUGAGAUCGUGGAGGCAGGUUUGGAAGACGACCAGCAAAAGGUGCGAACGAUGACGGGUCUUUGCCUCGCAUCCCUGGCUGAGGCGUCGGCACCCUACGGAAUUGAAGCAUUCGAUUCCGUUCUCAAGCCGCUUUGGAAGGGCAUUCGCCUUCAUCGUGGCAAGGGCCUAGCUUCUUUCCUGAAAGCUAUAGGAUGCUUGAUUCCGUUGAUGGACCCUGAAUACGCCAGUUACUACACCCGUGAAGUCAUGUUGAUCCUUAUUCGCGAAUUCGCGUCUCCUGAUGAAGAAAUGAAAAAGAUUGUGCUCAAGGUCGUAAAGCAGUGCUGCUCAACGGAUGGUGUUGAAGCAAACUACAUUCGUGAAGAGAUCCUUGGGCCGUUCUUUAAGUUUUUCUGGAACUACCGCAUGGCAAUGGACCGGCGCAACCAUCGUCAGCUCGUGGACACUACUGUCGAAAUUGCCCAAAAAGUCGGUUGUGCCGAAAUUGUUUCUCGAAUCGUGGACGACUUGAAAGACGAGAAUGAAGUCUACAGAAAAAUGGUGAUGGAAACAAUCGAUUGCAUCGUCGCCGUGCACGGGACUAAUGAUUUGGACAGCCGCUUAGAAGAACAGCUGAUAGACGGAAUUCUUUAUUCCUUCCAGGAACAAACGCAAGAAGAUGCCGUGAUGUUGAACGGAUUCGGCACGGUGUGCAGAGGACUUGGCAUCCGCUGUAAGCCUUACAUCCCGCAAAUAUGCGGUACCAUUCUAUGGCGAUUGAACAAUAAGUCUGCCAAGGUCCGCCAACAGGCUGCCGAUUUGAUCUCCCGCGUGGCCUCGGUGAUGCACAUUUGCGACGAAGAAAAGCUACUUGCUCAUCUCGGUGUUGUGCUCUAUGAAUAUCUAGGAGAAGAAUACCCUGACGUGCUGGGUUCGAUUCUGGGUGGUCUAAAGGCUAUCGCAAAUGCUGUGGGCAUGACCAAGAUGCAGCCCCCAAUCAAAGAUCUCCUGCCACGCCUCAGUCCGAUCCUCCGUAACAGGCACGAAAAAGUACAGGAAAACUGUGUUGAUCUCGUUGGUGCGAUUGCCGAUCGCGGGUCCGAAUUUGUCUCUGCCCGUGAAUGGAUGCGUAUUUGUUUCGAAUUGUUGGAUAUCCUGAAGGCCCAGAAGAAGAGCACCCGUCGAUCGGCCAUCCUUGCAUUUGGCUACAUUGCCAAGGCGAUUGGUCCCCACGAUGUGCUGGCUGCUUUGCUCAAUAAUUUGCGAGUUCAGGAGCGGCAGCUUCGUGUUUGCACUACGGUUGCCAUCGCUAUCGUCGCGGAGACAUGCGCGCCGUUUACCGUACUGCCAGCAAUUAUGAACGAGUACCGCGUGCCGGACAUGAAUGUGCAGAACGGUGUCUUGAAGUCGCUGUCGUUUAUGUUUGAGUACAUUGGUGAGAUGGCCAAGGAUUACGUCUAUGCCGUGGUGCCGCUGCUGCAAGACGCACUGAUGGAGCGUGAUUCUGUUCAUCGGCAGAUCGCGAUUGACGCUGUAGCCCACUUGACGUUAGGCGUCUACGGUUUCGGAUGCGAGGACGCACUGAUGCAUUUGAUGAAUUACGUGUGGCCUAACAUGAUGGAAAAUUCGCCGCAUUUGAUCCAACGCUUCAUUUUCGCUUGUGAGGGAAUGAGGGUUUCGCUUGGACCGAUCAAGGUCCUGCAAUACUGCUUGCAAGCAAUGUGGCAUCCUGCUCGCAAAAUUCGUGAACCCGUCUGGAAGGUUUUCAACAACCUGAUAAUCGGCUCGCAGGAUGCCAUCGUUGCGGCCUACCCGACAGUUCCCGGAACCGAGCUCAACGACUACACAAGAUAUGAGCUAGAAUACACAAUU